This is a messenger RNA of Nematolebias whitei (Rio pearlfish), 1138 nucleotides long. It is a transcript of the gene rab12, whose product is annotated as RAB12, member RAS oncogene family. Gene Ontology annotation, biological process: Golgi vesicle fusion to target membrane; cellular response to insulin stimulus; protein localization to plasma membrane. Gene Ontology annotation, molecular function: GTPase activity; GTP binding. The transcript has 6 exons. Gene Ontology annotation, cellular component: plasma membrane; endosome; synaptic vesicle. Bases 165 to 896 code for a protein of 243 amino acids. NCBI's taxonomy places the organism in Eukaryota, Metazoa, Chordata, Actinopteri, Cyprinodontiformes, Rivulidae. The record is from RefSeq and is a predicted model, not a curated record.
GUCCAGCGUCUCUAAUGGCUGAACAACAACUAUCGGCGAUCAACAAACUUUCUCAAACUUCCUUAGACACAAAAGCAAGUUAAUAUUACCUAAUUGUUUUAGGCUUUGUGUCAGUUUAGGUGCUGUUAUAUGAUAUUUUUGUAUUUACAAAUGUGGAGUUGCUGAUGGAUUCACGAUAUGACAUACCGCGGAGGGCCACCGCCGGUAGCGGCGGGGGUUCUUCGAACUCGUCCCCGGCUCUGGGAGCUCAGUCCCGCCGCAGGAAGAUGCCUCCCAGACCCGCUGAUUUCAAACUCCAGAUUAUAAUUAUCGGCUCCCGUGGAGUUGGUAAAACCAGCCUCAUGGAGAGAUUCACGGACGAUACUUUUUGCGAAGCGUGCAAGUCAACAGUAGGAGUUGACUUCAAAAUCAAGACAGUUGAGUUAAGAGGGAAGAAGAUCAGACUACAGAUAUGGGACACAGCUGGUCAGGAGCGGUUUAACAGCAUCACAUCGGCCUACUACCGAGGAGCCAAGGGAAUCGUGCUCGUUUACGACAUAACAAAACACGAGACAUUUGAAGACCUUCCUAAGUGGAUGAAAAUGAUUGACAAGUACGCCUCAGAGGAGGCGGAGCUUCUGCUGGUUGGGAACAAGCUGGACUGCGAGGGUGAUCGAGCCAUCUCCAGACAACAAGGAGAGAGGUUUGCCUCUCGGAUAAGUGGGAUGCGCUUCUGUGAGUCCAGUGCCAAGGAUAAUUUUAACGUGGAUGAGAUCUUCCUGAAGCUAGUGGAUGAUAUUGUUAGUAAGAUGCCUCUGGAGAUGCCCAGCAGGGAGCUGUCCAACAGCGUCCUGUCUCUGCAGCCUGAACCGGAAGUGCCGCCGGAGUUGCCCCCUCCCCGCAUGCGUUGUUGCUGAAAGUCAGAGCCCCCACCCCCUCCUUCAACAUGCAGUGUUUCUGUCUGAUCACAAGGGGGCAGCACAGAGCAGCACUUUGGAAACACGAGCUGCUAAAAACGAUGCAUGGACUCUAAAACAAGCAGUAUUAUCUUCCUGUUUUCUUCUUCUUCUUCUCUGUAAGUGAACACUACGACCUGCAGCACACUAACACACUUAGGCCUGAAGAAUCGUCCGCUUCCACCCACCAUUCUGUCUACGAC